CGGCCGCAGACCCGACGGGCUCCCAGGGACAGCCGGCCGGGCCGGAACUGCAGAGAAUGGGCCGCCCCGGGACCUAGCGCACCGCAGCACGGGCCGCGGCCAGGGUCGGGCGGAGCCGCUGCGCAGCUGGAGCCAUGAACGGGGACGCCAUCUGCAGCGCGCUGCCCCACAUCCCCUACCACAAGCUCGCCGACCUGCACUACCUCAGCCGCGGCGCCUCAGGCACCGUCUCGUCGGCAAGACACGCGGACUGGCGGGUGCGGGUGGCAGUGAAGCACCUGCACAUUCACACGCCGCUGCUCGACAGUGAAAGAAAUGAUAUCUUACGAGAAGCCGAAAUAUUACAUAAAGCAAGAUUUAGUUACAUUCUUCCAAUAUUGGGAAUUUGCAAUGAGCCUGAAUUUUUGGGCAUAGUUACUGAAUACAUGCCAAACGGAUCAUUAAAUGAGCUUCUACACAGAAAAACUGAAUAUCCUGAGAUUGCAUGGCCAUUGAGAUUCCGCAUCCUGCAUGAAAUUGCUCUUGGUGUAAAUUACCUGCACAAUAUGAACCCCCCUCUGCUUCAUCAUGACUUAAAGACUCAGAAUAUCUUGUUGGAUAAUGAAUUUCAUGUUAAGAUUGCAGAUUUCGGUUUAUCAAAAUGGCGCAUGAUGUCACUCUCCCAAUCACGGAGCUACAAAUCUGCACCCGAAGGGGGAACGAUCAUCUAUAUGCCACCUGAGAACUAUGAACCGGGACAGAAAUCAAGGGCCAGCGUGAAGCAUGAUAUAUACAGCUAUGCGGUUAUCAUGUGGGAAGUGUUGUCCAGAAAACAGCCUUUUGAAGAGGUCACCAAUCCUUUGCAGAUCAUGUACAGUGUGUCCCAGGGACAUCGGCCUAACACCAGUGAGGAAAAUUUGCCAUUUGAUAUACCUCAUCGAGGUCUCAUGAUCUCUCUAAUACAAAGUGGAUGGGCACAAAACCCAGAUGAGAGACCAUCCUUCUUGAAAUGCUUAAUAGAACUUGAACCAGUUCUGAGAACAUUUGAAGACAUAACUUUUCUUGAAGCUGUUAUUCAGCUAAAAAAAUCAAAGAUACAGAGUGCAUCGAGUACAAUUCACUUAUGUGAUAAGAAAAUGGAUUUAUCACUGAACAUACCUGCAAGCCAUCCUCCACAGGAGGAAUCAUGUGGAUCCUCUCUGCUCUCUAGAAACGCUGGUUCUCCUGGAACCUCCAGGUCUCUGUCAGCUCCUCAAGACAAAGGUUUUUUCCAUGGAGGACCUCAAGACUGUUCUUCGUCGAAGGCGUACCAUUGUCCUGGAAAUCACAGCUGGGAUGGUAUCAUUUCUGUGUCACAAGAGGCAGCCUUCUGUGAUCGCAGAGCCAGCUCGUGCUCCUUGACUGUGAUAAGGCCACUGUUGGUUGAGAAAAGUUCAGAGCGCCCACAACCCGGGAUAGCACAACAGUGGAUCCAGAGUAAGAGGGAAGCCAUUGUGAGCCAGAUGACUGAAGCCUGCCUGAACCAAUCCCUGGACGCCCUUCUGUCUCGGGACCUGAUCAUGAAGGAGGACUAUGAACUCAUUAGCACCAAACCUACAAGGACCGCAAAAGUCAGACAGCUGCUAGAUACCUCUGACAUCCAAGGAGAAGAGUUUGCCAGAGUUAUAGUACAGAAGUUGAAAGACAACAAGCAGAUGGGGCUUCAGCCUUACCCGGAAGUACUUUUGGUUUCCAGAACACCAUCUUCAAAUGUCCUUCAAAAUAAAACCUUAUAAGGGGGCCUUCUUUGAGGGGAAAGUCGGUUUACAAAUGAUUAUUUAUAUUUCUGUUACCUGUAUAAUAUUUGUAUAAAAACAUGAGAGUAUUAGAUGCUUCAGUGAAGGUUUUUGGAAGAGUCUCUUCCCAUGACGUUGCAGUAUUUUUUUUUAAAUUAAUAUAAGUAAAAAGUUUGCAUUAUGCUGUGUAGUUCAGUUUUUAUGUCAGCUUCACUACUUGAACUUUUUUUUAAUGUGAUAAUCACAUUUUUCUUAUAUGUAACAAGCCUUCGUUUCUGAUGGAAGACAUUUUCCCACUCACCUGACCUGUGGAUUCCUCAUUAUUCCUCUAAAGUGCGGUUUGACAUUACAUAGCAGUGAUAUGGUGUUGCCCCUCUGCAACCCCAAGUUCAGAUCUCCAGAGAGUUACUCAUUUUUAAAUUUGAUUUACAAAUUCUUUAGAAGGUGGUUUCAAGGAAUACAAAGUGUAUAAAGAAGAAAAAAAAGAGAGAGAGAGAGAAUCUUUUACUAACACUGGCCGUCCGUGUACCUCUGCUUGACCUUUGCCUCCUGUCUUUCUCCAGAGCAAGCAGCCCAUUGUGUAUCCUGCUGCAGCCUGCUUCCGGCUCCUAUUUUAAGAAUAUGCUGGUUGGGUAGAGGCCGGCCUUUGCUUCGCUAUUUCCUUUGUAACACACCAUGGUUUUUGAACUGAAGGGUACAUCCGGUGUCUCCCCCAGCUCACCUAACUAACUCCGUUCAAUUACCGCACAGCGGCCAUGCCUCUCUGUGUUUGCUUUUCCAAGCGUGUUCUCAACUUCACGACAAACAAUAAAAAGGCAAUACAGUGUG
Molecule: messenger RNA, 2582 nt
Organism: Rattus norvegicus (Norway rat)
Lineage: Eukaryota; Metazoa; Chordata; Mammalia; Rodentia; Muridae
Gene: Ripk2
Product: receptor-interacting serine-threonine kinase 2
Exons: 11
Coding region: 135-1754 (539 amino acids)
Biological process (GO): positive regulation of interleukin-6 production; protein homooligomerization; positive regulation of canonical NF-kappaB signal transduction
Cellular component (GO): plasma membrane; cytosol; vesicle
Molecular function (GO): protein serine/threonine kinase activity; protein homodimerization activity; LIM domain binding
Source: RefSeq, marked provisional